Yamadazyma tenuis ATCC 10573 is the source of this 3507-nucleotide messenger RNA. NCBI's taxonomy places the organism in Eukaryota, Fungi, Ascomycota, Pichiomycetes, Serinales, Debaryomycetaceae. The record is from RefSeq and is a predicted model, not a curated record.
GUUGUACACGGAUCUACGUGAAGAUAUCAUGUCAAUUAGACAUCCGUCUAAUUAUACGGACCUAUUUACAGUUAAUCAAGUGACACACUUAAAGUACUCGUUCCUCCAGCGUCUUUACACUAUGUCUUUGGAGAAGACCGAACUCUCUCCGUUGGAGGUUCUGGAAUUCGAUAUGGGUUCAUCUACUUCAUUUAUCAACUCGUCCAAGUCGUAAUCAAAGUUAUUGGGGUUACGGUCAACGUCUAACCGUUCCUUUCUUCUUUUCGUCUGAAGGUGGUUAAGCUUCAACUUGACGGGGACAUCAUCGGCGGUGAAUUUUCUGAGGCCGGUGGCUUUUGCCUUGGUUUCCUGCUGAAGUUGUUGAUCUGGAGGAACAUACCCGGACGUUUGGGGGAGCUGCGAUGGCCCUGAACGUCCCCGAGCCUUGGACUUCUGGUUUGGCUCAUACAGAUAGUUGACCAAUUUCAGCCAGUACGGGAGCAAGACCACCAACCCCACAAGAACAACGGUUAGAAUCAAAAGUGUCACAAACAUCUUGGGCGUACAGAAAUUUUUCUCCAACUGUGGUUGAUGCGCACCAAUGACAACUUUUAUUUGCAUCACCACUGGAUAUGAUAAAACAGGUUUCCAAGAUUGCCGGUAGACGCUUAACACCAGCACAAUGCCUGUUGGUUAUGGGCAUGAGUGUCAAGAAUCUCGGUUCAGGUGCGCUUCUCAAUCAUCUCCCUGUUUUCCAGUCCACGAAGUCACCUUUUUCCAUCAUCUCCAGACCCUACACCGUGGACCGGCUAGGCAACGAUAUUGACUCCAAGAUCGACCAGAUUUCUAACGCCCAGUACGACGAUAUCUCCAACCAUUACCUCGACACCCUCAGCGACGAAAUCGACCUUAUUUCCGAAACCCACGAAAAUGUCGAAUUCGACUUGAACCAAGGUGUGUUAACAUUGAGCACCGGUAGUGGAACCUAUGUUAUUAACAGACAGCCUCCCAACAAACAAAUCUGGCUCAGCUCGCCAUUGACGGGACCCAACCGGUACGAUCUUAUUGGUGGGAAAUGGAAGUCGUUGCGAGACAACGGAGAGUUGACCCAGCUCCUAUCCAGAGAAUUGUCGGAUAUUUUGGGCACCUCCAUCCAAUUACAAUUGGACAAUUAAUCACGUCCCCUGGAAUUAUGUAAACUGACGAAUAUUUAUUGACCCCUUUGUAUAUACACUCAGCUUUAAAGUAGUGGGUACAAACUAGUAGAAUUUUUUUACCCAUUUGGAUUAAUACAAGCGGAAUAGAUGACAACCAACCCUUUCGCUUACAGGCCCUACGUUGACACUACUGGCUAUAUUCGUUUCGAAAAUCUCCUUGUCGCUACCGUCUGUUAACAUCCAACCAGGUCAAUGUCUAGUUGUUGGCACCCACUCGGUUUUAUUUCUAGCCCCAGCCUCUACAGAUCCAACAACACCAAUUACACCAAUUAUACCCUCUUUUUCUGUUUCGGGUAUAACUGCAAUCAUUAAGCCCCUGUAUAGGUUUAGGUAACCAGGUGCCACAAAAUCAAUUAGACCCAGUUGCAAGGAGCAUACGGAGACAUUAACAACGCAACUCUUCGCGCACUGGAGAUUUUACCUCGCAAUGGCACCCACUUUUAUGUUGAAAGGACCCAUACGUGGGAGUGAUCGGGUAUCUGUGUACUCCACUGCGAUAAUAGGCUCCCGUGGACGAGAGAUGCCAGAGGCACAAACUUUAACGGUCAAAAUACGAUUACUGCUGCACAUUCUACGGGAUUUGGAUACGUGCGACUCAGACCUAUCUUCACUAGAGCUUGAGUUAAAUAAGGCCCUAGAGACUCCCGAUACAUCAUUAUCGGUGCCUCAGUUCCCGGUGACGUUGAGGUACAGUCCUCAGAAAUUUCAGAGCCACACGGCUGCUGUGGUGCCUGUUAGCCCCAAUUCUUCUAUCAAGGAUGAGCCUAAGGUGAAACAACUACCCUCCACCCAAAACGAUAUUGGAAGUGACCCCAAACCUGCCACCUUCUCGGUCCCCGCCACCCCGGCAUCUCAGGCCCCAAGUGUAGGCCUGUGGAGUCCCGAGUCUGCGUACAGAACCAUCCCUCCCAAUCUUAUUCUCGUACUACGACGCGAAUUUGGUCUUCUUAAUGAGACUGCAGAAGAGAUGAGUAUGAUAGAAAAGAUCAUUUUCACCCUCAGAGACCCCCUUAGUGCCACCCGAAUAGGUCUUCCUGUCAAGGCGGUGGUGUGCAACCACUUUGAAUGCUUUGAUUUCGACAAUUUCUGCGUUUUUAAUCGGAUUCCUACAGGCAUAAAAACGGUAUUGCGUAAAGAUCUCAUCCGCAGAAGUAAUGAGAUGAAAAAGAGAGACAAACAAGUGGCUACAACCACCGGAUCCCGUGGUAAAACCGAUAUCGUUAGCCUUACCCGAAACUUUGUCUACAAACCCAACAUUAGCGGCUUCAACAACUUCCGCAAGAAUUCAACAGGUGCUUCUCAAAGCUAUCCAAUUUAUCGUUGCCCUGUUUGCAACAAACUCUUUGAAUUGAACCACCUUUUCAUCUCUGAUGUGUUCAACUACUUCAUCAAGACAACCCCUCUGGAAAUCGACAGGAUCGAGCUCCGAGACAUGGUUAAGUAUAGAAUUGUUGAGGAUGACAUUAACGACCCCCACAAAAAUCAGACCAAUGCCCAGGCGGAAGAGGUGAUAGAACUUCUUUCAGAUGACGACGAUACUCAAAGUCAUAGUCCCCAGCUUCAAAAGGAAGAUAUUUCCGACAGCGAGGCUACAGAAGAAGAGGUACUUGUUAGAAAGUCAGACAACAAUUUCUGGGAUUCAGACGACAGCUUUGAUGACAGCUUCGAGGAAUCUUAUAGACGGUACCAGGACCAAUACACUGCCGGGGCUGGUGCUGUAAGAGGUUCAGGAAGUUGGGAAGACCCUGUGACACUCGACUAAGGGGUCCUUGGCCGUCAGAACCACAAUUGUAUAUAUGCAAAUGUAAUUAGCCUUCAUCGCCAAUUAUCAUGCAUUGUCAGUGCGCAGCCAGAUGCUUGAAUCUGUUUGGGAAAAAUUUCAGGCACCGCAAUCGCAUUGAUCGCACUGAAAUUUUGUUGAAGCAAUAAACAUCUUUCACGAGGACCAAUUGAAUACCGCCGAACACGAUCCAAUUGACUGUUGAAAUGUCCGAAGACACCCAAGGAGCAAUUCAACCGACAGAGGUGUUGGAACCACCCAAACAGGUGGACGUUUCCAGCCAGCCUCCCCCAGUUGCGGUGAAGUCCGCAAAGAAACUGGAUGCUCGUUCGAGGACCAGCUCAAGAGCCACUUCAGGACCUGGAAUCAAAGUUGAAGCACCUGAAUUGGUUGCAAGUGAGGAUUAUGAUACCUCCAAUAGUACCAAGAAACCCAAACCAAGAGAACCUGUUGAUUCGACUUACAUUGGCUGGCAGGAAGUUGGUGGGUGGCAGAAGGAAGAUGUGUUGACCCUUGAAGAGGAGAUUACUG